This is a messenger RNA of Leptonychotes weddellii (Weddell seal), 934 nucleotides long. The record is from RefSeq and is a predicted model, not a curated record. NCBI's taxonomy places the organism in Eukaryota, Metazoa, Chordata, Mammalia, Carnivora, Phocidae.
CAAUUAUAAUAGCAUUUAUUGAGCACUAACUGUGUGCUAGACACUGGCCAGGGACUUGUGUAUUACCUUAUCUAAUCCCUGCAGUAUCCCUAUGAGGCAGACACUGUGACUAUUGCUGUUUUAGAAGAGAGGAGACUUUGGAAGGGUUGAUGUGUCCAAGACCACGUGGCUAGUAAGUGGUGGAGCCAGUAUGAGAGCCUAGGCAUUGGCUAUCAGAGCCCAUGUUUUGAACCUUUGGGGAUUCCCUGGUGCUGGGGGAAUAGACUGGUGCCAGUGAAGCCACCGUGAGCAAGUUGCCCGGGUGCUCGCUGCAGGAUGGGGAAGCAGGAAGGCAGUGACUGGUAAGGCCUGCCCCCCAGCUCACAGUCAUCACUACUGCCCACAGCGUGCCAAGUUGGAGGCUGCCAUUGCCGAGGCCGAAGAACGUGGGGAGCUGGCCCUGAAGGAUGCACAUGCCAAGCAGGAGGAGCUGGAGGCUGCCCUGCAGCGAGCCAAGCAGGACAUGGCCCAGCAGCUGCGCGAGUACCAGGAGCUCAUGAACGUCAAGUUGGCCCUGGACAUCGAGAUCGCCACCUACCGCAAGCUGCUGGAGGGCGAGGAGAGCUGGCUGGCUGGAGAUGGAGUGGGAGCUGUGAACAUCUCUGUGGUGAACUCCACUGGUGGAGGUGGCAGCCGGGUGGCCUUUGGAGGAACCAUGGGCAGCAAUGCCCUGAGCUUCUCGAGCGGCGGGCCUGGGACCUUCAGGUCCUAUUCCAGCAGGACCUCAGCUGCCACCCACAGGAGCAUACGAAAAUGAGCCCCGGUGUGCGGAGACCCCCCCACCCCCCUGCCUCGGCAGUCACAGGAGGACUCCCAUCCUUGCUCCCGAGACUGCCUGGCAGUCUGAAAAAUGUCAGAAUAGCUUCCAAUAAAGCAGCCUUUCUGAAGCCUGGUA